This is a messenger RNA of Exophiala mesophila, 1470 nucleotides long. RefSeq lists its product as uncharacterized. Gene Ontology annotation, cellular component: membrane. The transcript has 6 exons. The record is from RefSeq and is a predicted model, not a curated record. NCBI's taxonomy places the organism in Eukaryota, Fungi, Ascomycota, Eurotiomycetes, Chaetothyriales, Herpotrichiellaceae. Gene Ontology annotation, molecular function: transmembrane transporter activity. The coding region runs from base 1 to 1470 and encodes 489 amino acids. Gene Ontology annotation, biological process: transmembrane transport.
AUGGGACCAACAAUCGAAACGCACGUUGGCAUUUCUGCCUGUGAGGGUUUGGAGGAACAGAGCCCCCAGUCACAAGAUGCUGCACGAAAAAGCCUUAUACGCAAGCUCGAUUAUCAGCUUCUCCCAGUACUCUACAUGAUCCUGCUUUUCAAUUUCCUCGAUAAGGUCAGCAUCGGCAAUGCACGCAUCCAGGGGCUGGAGGUCGAGCUGGGCAUGGAUCCGAGGUCUAACCAGUUCAACAUUGUCCUUUCCUUGUACUGGAUUCCAUAUAUCCUCUUCGAAGUCCCCAGUAACAUCAUCAUGGCCAAGAUCCGUCCGUCGACGUACUUGAGUGCCAUCACCAUUUUGUUCGGAACGGCUUGCAUGUGCCAGGCGUUUGUCAAUGGCUUUGCUUCUCUAGUUGCCUGUCGACUCUUUCUAGGUCUAUUUGAAUCUGCGGUGUCUCCUGGAGUACUUUAUCUAAUAUCCAUGUAUUACUCUGUGUGGGAAAUCCAACCUCGCUUCGCCUUCAUUUGGUCACAUGGAUUCGUUGCGGGUGCAUUCGGCGGAUUUCUGGCAUAUGCGUUGGUAAAGCUUGAUGGGUACGCUGGGCUGUCCGGCUGGCGCUGGAUCUUCCUCGUCGAAGGGUUGGCAACGAUUGUCGUCGGUAUUCUCUCGUGGUUCGUGCUCUGGGACUGGCCAUCUGACAACGCUCGACUCACCGAUGAUGAGAAAAUUGCGCUCAAUCGAAAAAUGGAGGACUUCCGAGGAACUGAAGCGCGGAUGAAUCGUCUAGAUGUACCGGCGCUCAAGCGCAUAGCAAAAGACUGCAAAGUGUACAUUGGAGCAUUACUUUUCUGUUGUAUCUCGACAUCCACGGCAGCCUUGAGCUUUUUCAUGCCAACAAUUCUUCGAGAAUUUGGCUACUCGAGAUCCAAGUCCCAGUUGAUGACUAUCCCCGUCUACACGGCAUCCGCGCUGGUAACCGUGGUCGUUGCGGUACUGUGUGAGCGUUUCAAACGACGAAGUCUUUUUGUCUUUAUUGGAUGUCCCAUAGCGGUGGUAGGGUAUAUCAUGCUCCUCUGUCAAGCGAAUUUGUCCAGCGCCACCAAGUAUUUGGCGAUAUUCGUCACGGGCGCUGGCAUGUUUACAGUACAACCCAUCAUCGUCACUUGGCUCUUGAUGAAUCUUGCUGGGCACUAUAAACAAGGAAUCGGUAUCGCCUUCCAAACGGGCUGGGGGAGUGUCGGAUCUAUUGUCGCCAGCAACAUAUUCCUGUCGAGAGAAGCACCGCGCUUCGUGACAGGUUACUCAGUCGCCAUGGCAUUUGUGGUUUUGGAAGCCGCCCUGGCCGCAGCGUUGGCCGUCUGGUUGAGGCGACAAAACCGUCUUCGAGAUGAAUUCGGCCUCGAGCUACUUCAGAAGAUCCCGGAGCGCGAGUGGGACAAUCUAGGAGACGAGCAUCCCAGCUUUCGAUACACGUACAAAUGA